Solanum tuberosum (potato) is the source of this 2253-nucleotide messenger RNA. Its product is annotated as xyloglucan galactosyltransferase KATAMARI1 homolog. Gene Ontology annotation, molecular function: galactosyltransferase activity; 2 iron, 2 sulfur cluster binding. Gene Ontology annotation, cellular component: intracellular membrane-bounded organelle. Lineage: Eukaryota; Viridiplantae; Streptophyta; Magnoliopsida; Solanales; Solanaceae. The record is from RefSeq and is a predicted model, not a curated record. Bases 91 to 1920 code for a protein of 609 amino acids. The transcript is spliced from 4 exons. Gene Ontology annotation, biological process: xyloglucan biosynthetic process.
CAUGCGGCGGCGCAUUAGCUUCCUUCACCGCGAAGCCAAGGCGUAUGGUGGUGGUUCGUGCCCAAGCUAUAAACCCAGACAUUAAGAAGGAUGAAGCAAAAGUGGUCGACUCUGUUCUCGUCACUGAACUCUCUAAGCCUCUUACUGCUUACUGCAGGUAGUUGCGAAUAUGCAUUGCUGACAAAAAUUGUUAGAAACCUGUGUUGGAGGUCUGGGACUUUUCCUCUAUGUGAUGGAAGCCAUGUGAAGCACAAUAAGGAAACCGGAGAUAACGUUGGACCCCUGCUAUUGAAGAAGCAAUUGUUAACCUCCCCGCUCACUUUAUUCUCUGUAUUGUCUCCACCAUUUUGGACCACCGCCGCCGCCUUCUCAACAACCUCCGUGUUCAUUUCCAUUCUUGAUUUUCCCGGCCAAAUUCGCCGGAACCUGAUGCUUCCUAAUUCCAAUAACCCUCCUUCAAAACCCAAAUCCCCUGAUUUUUCCGAUCGAAAAAACUCCUUUCUGAUUUCUUUUCACAAUCCACGUACAUGGCUUAUUCUUACCCUCCUCCUUUUUCAAAUUCUUCUCCUCUUCACUCUCCGCUCCCGCCCCUUUUCCGCUUACAUCACUUUCCACCCCCACUCUUCUUCUCCGCCCCUUACCCUCCCCACUGAAUCUUCCGCCGCCGUUCAUGCUGAUAGUAGUUCGACCAUUACACAAGUUGAUAAUGUUACUGACUUAUGUCCUUUAGGUAAAAUCUAUGUAUACGACCUUCCCCUGUUUUUCAACGCGGAGCUAAUUCAAAAUUGUAAUGAGUUGAACCCAUGGAUUUCCCCUUGCGAAGCGCUGUCGAACGAUGGAUUUGGCCGGGAAGCGACCGCAAUUUCGAAUUUAAUUCCGGAAAGCUUGAUCCGUUCGUGGUAUUGGACGGACCAGUUUGCAUUGGAGCUAAUUUACCAUAAUCGUAUGUUGAAUUACCGGUGCAGGACUUUGGAGCCGGAAUCAGCGUCGACUUUUUACAUUCCGUUUUAUGCUGGUCUCGCCGUGGGGAAGUACUUGUUUAAGAAUAAUUCCAGUGCAAAAGAUCGCGAUCUGCAUUGCGAGCUGUUGCUCAACUGGGUUCAGAAUCAGACUUAUUGGCAGCGAACUGACGGAUGGGAUCAUUUCAUCUCGAUGGGUCGGAUUUCAUGGGAUUUCCGGCGAUCCAAGGAUGAAGAUUGGGGUUCAAGUUGUAUAUACAUGCCGGGUAUGCGUAACAUCACGCGCCUCCUUAUAGAGAAAAACCCUUGGGAUUAUUUCGACAUUGGAGUACCUUAUCCCACCGGAUUCCACCCCAGCACCGCCGACGACAUCGCACAGUGGCAGAACUUCGUCCGUCACCGUGAAAGAAAAACUCUGUUUUGCUUCGCCGGAGCUACACGUGGGUUUAUCAAAAACGAUUUCCGGGGUUUAUUACUGAAUCAUUGUUACAGCGAGUCAGAUUCAUGCCGAGUUCUGGACUGUGCUGGUUCCAAAUGCUCCAAUGGCACUUCAGAAAUUAUGGAAACUUUUCUCGAUUCAGAUUUUUGCUUACAACCCAGGGGUGAUAGUUUCACUCGAAGGUCCAUUUUCGACUGCAUGGUGGCCGGUUCAAUUCCGGUUUUCUUCUGGAAGAGAACGGCUUAUUACCAAUACGAAUGGUUUCUGCCCGGUGAACCGGAGAGUUACUCAGUGUUCAUAGACCGGUACGCGGUGAAAAAUGGGUCGUCCAUUAAAGCGGUUCUUGAGAAUUUCAGCAAAGAAAAGGUGAAGUCGAUGAGGGAGAAAGUUAUAGAGAAUAUAGCGAAGAUAGUGUAUGGUAAACCCAAUGAGGGGAUAAAUGGCGUUAAAGAUGCAUUUGAUAUUGCAGUGGAGGGUGUGUUGAAGAGAAUCAAGAAGCAUGGAGGAGAGUAUAAAUGGUAAUAAAAAUUGGCACUUUGGUGGUGCAUGAGCAUGACGGCAGUUAUGUUUAGUUACUGUCUUCCUGUCACACAAAUGCGCCAUUAAAUUGACAGCAGCUGCAGUUUGGGAUGAAAUUGAUAUGAUUGUUUUGUACUAGUAAUAAUUUUAAUGUUGUAUUUACGUUGGUAUAGGUUGUUUUUAUGGAUGAAUUCUUUUGUUACGACUGGUGUAAAGAGAAGUAUUGAAUACAUCAUGUAAAUUAUUAGUUUUGUUUCCGAAUUAUUAACCGUCUUAAAUGGUGCCAGAGGAAUGAAACAAAACAGAAGAAUCGCGCUUGGGCCCUUUGUGUUUGUG